This is a messenger RNA of Melospiza melodia melodia, 411 nucleotides long. Its product is annotated as bolA-like protein 1. NCBI's taxonomy places the organism in Eukaryota, Metazoa, Chordata, Aves, Passeriformes, Passerellidae. The record is from RefSeq and is a predicted model, not a curated record. The annotation marks the transcript as partial. The transcript is spliced from 2 exons. Gene Ontology annotation, cellular component: mitochondrion.
CGGGGCUUGGCGGUUGGGUCACGUGGCGUAACUGCGGCGGUGUCACGUGACGGCGGGAGUGCCCUUCCCCGAUGCGGGGUGCCCUCCUCGCCGCCGCGGCCGCUGCCAUGGGUGGCCCGGGCGGGCCCUUAGCCCGCACCAUCCGUGCCAAGCUGACCGCCGCCCUGCAGCCCACGCACCUGGAGGUCCGCGAUGACUCCCCGCGGCACGGGGGCCCCCCCGGCGCCGAGACGCAUUUCGGGGUGCUGGUGGUGAGCGCGCUCUUCGCGGGGCUGUCGCCGCUGCAGCGGCACCGCCUGGUGCACGAGGCGCUGCGGGCCGAGCUGGCCGGGCCCCUGCACGCCCUGCAGGUCACGGCCCGCACCCCCGAGCAGUGGCAGAGCGACCCCCAGAACCCCCCGCGCGCCUGGG